Messenger RNA from Bufo bufo (common toad), 3750 nucleotides. RefSeq names its product KN motif and ankyrin repeat domains 4 (gene KANK4). The record is from RefSeq and is a predicted model, not a curated record. The coding region runs from base 605 to 3358 and encodes 917 amino acids. Gene Ontology annotation, molecular function: protein binding. Gene Ontology annotation, biological process: negative regulation of actin filament polymerization. Lineage: Eukaryota; Metazoa; Chordata; Amphibia; Anura; Bufonidae. The transcript is spliced from 13 exons. Gene Ontology annotation, cellular component: cytoplasm; cytoskeleton.
AGACGUGUUAGUCUCGCAUCCCCUUCAGCAGCUCUCGACAUCAAGUGCAGCUAUUCGGAGAGCGGCUCGUUAGAGGCUUGUCGCCGUACGGACGUCUGGAAAGGAAGGAAAGGGCAGUGAGAAGACACCGAAGAAAGUUUUCUACAAGGCGGAUUUUUCAUACUCCUUAAGAAAGACAGUGUCAGCAUCUGGCUGAUGAAGUAAGAAUGUAGGACCAUCCCACUGGCAGGCACUUCCACACACGCAGCUCCAUGUACAGUCUGCAAACCUGCGGGAGCCGGGCAGCCAGACAUCUCCAAGGAAUGGGGCGACCCUUCUGCAGGAGCGGUGGGUGUGAGCCCUUGUGUUCCUGACAAAGAGAGAACUUCGGGAUACAGCGCAUUGAGUGGCUUCAUUGUUUCCAGAUCCAAAUCUCAGCCAACGUUGCAAGACAAUAUUAUAUUAAGCUUUUGUGACACCGCAAGCAGGAAAUAGUCAAACGAUAGAGCUGCAUGCAUUUAAAGGGAGAUGACGCCACUAUUCCUGUACUGAUAUGUGCACAAAGCAAGGUUCUAACCUAUUUUUCUAUGUGAAUGAAGUUUGCUAGUUAAGUCCAGGAUCAAUUAUGGAGAAAACAAAUGGAGAAAAUGUUGCAUCAAAGGAAGAUCUAAAGAAAAAACAGGUUUCCUAUUCUGUAGAGACACCUUACGGGUUUCACCUGGAUCUUGACUUUUUGAAAUACGUGCAUGAUAUUGAAAAAGGGAAUACCAUCAAGAGGAUCCACAUCCACAGAAGAGCAAAACAAUCCAAGUUUAGCACGCUGCCUCGUAAUUUUAGUGUGCCUGAAAAUGGGUCACAGUCCUACACAGCAGCCUCGAGCAGAACCUGGAGCCCCAGUAGCUACAGAAUUGAUGCAAAAGACUCUCAGGUGUUUUCAGGAAACGACUCCUCCUUACGCUUGAGGUAUGUUCAGGAGUUAAACUAUCGGAGAAAAGACAUUAUGAGUGAUGCCACUUUGCAAGAACUGGCACCUGAAGAUUUUAGCGGCUUCAAAGAUCGCCCGCAGUUUGCUCGAGCUUCUAGUCUUCCAGCUAGCCUUCCACAAAGCACAAUGUCUUCAGAUCAAAGCAGCUAUUUCAAGGUGACACGAAACCUCGGUCGUUUCAGUGACAGCCGUCUGGGCUCCUCGGAAGAGCCUGUAAGUCCAUCUCAUAUCCAGUCCGACAAACAGUUGGCAGCUGCCUUUAAAAAGAUCAAGGAACUGGAAGAACAGAUAAAAACUAUUCCAGAACUGCAAAAAACCAUAUAUGUGCUCGAAGGAAAAAACAAUAAGUUAAAUACCCAACUUAAGUCCCUUUCUCAAUUUUUGGGGAACAUAAAAGAUCAGGAAGGUGCAGACUUUUUGGAAAGCAACACAAAAUCUGAGAAUUUGGACAUCGGAAAUGGAGAGGUCAAUGGACAGGUCAGUUAUGACAAUUUAAGUGACUCGCCAUUCUCAACCAUUAAACUGCAGGUUUCAGAUUUGACCAAACGCUUGGACGACCGGGCCAGGGAGGUCCACAAUUUGAGGGUGUUGGUUGAGAAGCAAAGCAACGAAUUGAAGGCCAAGGAUGUAUAUAUUACAGAUUUGACAAAAACGCUGGAAAGCGCGGAAGAAAGCAGAAGAGAAGUAAGUAGUAAACACUAUAGAGACAUGGCGGUCAACACUGACGAAGAAGAAGUUGAGGAGAAGAGGGAAAGUAUUGAUAAAAACACCUAUGCCAAUAUAGGUGUUGAGACUCAUUCAGUAGGCUGUGGCGUCCUACCAGGAGAUCUGGAUCAACUGCCAGACACUGAUCAUAGUCUGAUGGCGUCCAACCAGGAGGACAACACCACAGUCCAAGAUAAUAUGUUAGCUGAUGAUAAUGUUCAAGUGGAAAUAGAGGAAGUUACUAAGGUUGAUGGCAAAGAAGGUUCACCCCAAGGAUGUAACAAUAAUAGAGCCUGCGAUUAUGAAGACCCCACCAAUAUUAGGCAUUUACCCACUGUCCAUCAACCUCCCGCAGAUGCUUCCAUAGGACAGUACGUAAAACGAAUCCAGGAUCUUCUACAGGAACAGUGGACUUGUCUAGAACAUGGAUAUCCAGAUCUGGCCAGUGCCCUCAAACAACCAGCUAACAAACUCAGCUCCAUCCAGAACCAACUAGUCAAUUCCCUCAACUUAUUGUCCUCAGUUUACUCCACACAGACAACAUCAGAGCGGGAGAAUUUCAAGCCUGAGAGCCAGCAAGCAGAACCGUCUCCCAGAAGCCUGAAGUCUAUAAUGAAGAAGAAAAACAGCAGCUGCCGCUCGGCUGGAGACGCCCGGGCUAAGAAGAACCUGCAGUUUGUUGGGGUCAAUGGUGGUUAUGAAACAACAUCCAGUGAGGAUUCCAGCUCUGAGGACGAUGAAGACAGCUAUGGUGAGAAGACAGAGAUAGCCGCAUGUUCACAGGAUGGAGAUGAUGGUGGUGAUGGUCACACGGACAACACGGUCCCGCUAGAAACUGGAUAUGCAGAAGAAGAGUUAUCGGAAACUCCAGGCCCAACAAUAUCAGAGGCUCAACAGUAUUUGCAGAGGUGUACAGUGGGGGAAGCCUUCCGCAGCGAGUGCCACAUAUUGAGCAGCCAUCUAGCAGAACUGAGGACCACCACAGAUAAUAAACUGAGACAAACAUUAUACACCGUCUGCCAAGAGUGGUUCCGAGUCUCCAGCCAGAAGACGUCGUCCCCGGAUCUGGUUGCAGUCUAUCUGGAGGAAUUCCGAUCGAUUAGCCCACAGCUAUUGCAGGCAGUCGUGAAUAUCGCUGACGAGAAUGGGAAUACGGCCCUGCAUUACAGCGUCUCCCACUCCAACUUCAGAAUCGUUAAGCUCCUGCUUAACACGGGCGUCUGUGAUGUGGACCAUCAGAAUAAAGCGGGGUACACCCCAGUGAUGCUCACCCCCCUGGCAUCAGCCGAGACGGAUGAAGACAUGGAGGUGGUGAAGGAUCUCCUCACGCUGGGAAAUGUGAAUCUCUCUGCCUCUCAGGGAGGACAGACGGCACUGAUGCUCGGGGUCAGCCACGGGCGCUCGGACAUGGUAAAGGUCCUGCUGGACUGCGGGGCAGAUGUUAACCUGGCUGCCGAGGAUGGAGAAACCGCUCUGAUAAUCGCCUGCCAAGUGGGAAACCUGGAUAUUGUGAAGCUCCUCAUAUCUCAUCCAGACUGUGACGUGGAGCUGACGGAUAAGGCUGGUAACUCGGCUUUGUCUAUUGUGCUGGAUUCCGCCCACAGUGAGAUUGCAGAACUUCUACAAGCCCACACAGAGCACCGCCGUCCCUGCCCCUCCACUGACACGGGAGAAGGAGGCUCAUUGUAAACAAGUAUGGAGGACAAAAGACUCAUUCUUCUGAGCGGUCACAGCGGAUAUCAUCCAUCUCUACACUCAACUAUUCCAAAUAUGUGUAUAUGGCCUGCUUUCCGCUGCCAGGGGUCUCGCACGCCGGGCUUGACUUCUACAGGAAUAAUGGUAUCCUUAUAGCAGGGGCACAUUUAUUAUUUAAAAAAAAAAUAAUCACAUUUUUUGCUUUUUGGGGGGUGGCAAAUUUUUGUAAGUUCUGGCCUACUUUUUUUCACAGGCUGUCUUUUUGGCAUAUGAACUUUUGCAUUGGGGCCCAAUUUGCAAAAAAAAAAAGCCUGUAGGCAAAACGUAGCAAAUGCAACAAUUGUUUUGUUACCCUUUUUGGUUAUUUUUUGCCAAAUAAGCAUCCA